Babesia bigemina is the source of this 936-nucleotide messenger RNA. Its product is annotated as WD domain, G-beta repeat containing protein, putative. Bases 1 to 936 code for a protein of 311 amino acids. The record is from RefSeq and is a predicted model, not a curated record. The transcript is spliced from 3 exons. Gene Ontology annotation, molecular function: protein binding. Lineage: Eukaryota; Apicomplexa; Aconoidasida; Piroplasmida; Babesiidae.
AUGCUUCUCAUAGCCGGUGGUUAUGAGGGAGGUCUGGUCGGCCUGAAUGUCGACGAGGAUUGCGACUCAUCGGCAUCUUCGACGACUUCCACCGCCCCCAGCCAACCGUCCUUCGCCUUCCGGUUCAUCUGCUCGCAGGGGUCGAUUCGCUGUUUAGCUUUGGGGUCGGACUUCCUGUGUUGCGGAGGGUCCGACGAAACUGUGCAGGUGUACGGCCUGCGUCAUCGCAAGAAGCAUGGCGACCUGCUGUUGUCAGCCGGGUGCAUUACGGCGCUGGGCGCCAGGGGCAGCAUAGCGAACGGCCUGCUGCUGGUGGGCGACGAGCACGGCUCACUGCAAGUGUUUGACGUUCUCAAGCUUAGCCUGAAGAAGCAGCUCAAGGGCCACAAGAGCGCCGUCACGGCGAUAUCAGUGCACCCCAACGGAGAGCUUGCCUUGUCGGUGUCCGAGGAUGCCACCUUGCGGCUGUGGGACUUGAACACUUGCCUCUGCGUGUUCUUCUCUCGGCUGAACGAGCCGGCUAUCGGAGUGCAGUGGCACCCCGGUGGCGAGGACUACUUCAUCCUCUUUGAAUCGCAAUUGUUAAAGCUCUCGCUGAGCGAGGGAGCUAAGCCGUCGGUACACAAAGCCAACAAUACCAAGUACUGCUGUGCGUCCUGGAUCGGCGAUUCCAUCGCAGUGGGGUGCCGUUCUGGUGCCGUGGUCAUCUAUCCACCUGGCGAAGAGUCUGGCACAGAUUUCGGCGGUGUCCACAGUAAGCGGAUCAAGGCGAUCACAUCACUCUCUGGUCGAGUGGUGACUGCAGACUCCGACGGCACCAUCCUGUGUUCUGCCGUCGUCUCCGACGACAGUGAAGCGCCGAAGUUGGUUGAGGCGUGGCGUUUCAACGUGGAAAUGCGUGUCAACUGCUUGACGUGCUCCACCGCCGUUGAGUGA